UGGAGUAUAAUAGUCACUAAUAAACAGUGGGUUGAAAAACAUUUUUUUCCCGAACUUUGAAGGUUCAAGCACUUUUUCUGGCACUUGUGCACGUUUCUGAGGACCUCCUGAACCUAUGUGGACGUGGAUUCUGGAUUCCAUUUUGGUGGGGUUUGUACUUCACCGGCUUUCAGUUCAAUGGCGUGCACGUCUCCAGCUCGUCUCCAACGAUGGCUCGUCUUCUCCGGCUCCUUCCUCACUGUUGGGGCUGCCUUCACUGUCGUCACCGGCGGAUUUGGAGGUGGGAUAAUAGGCGGAGGCCUCAUCGGCGCAGGCUCCUCUUUAGUAACUAUUCCUUUUGAGAAAAAAGUAAGAGGAGAACGUACGACAGAUGAAAACCUGUUGGAAGUCAUAAUUGCUGGCUUCAUAGUUGGAGCCGCAACGGGAGGCAUCAACAAGAUUGGAGGAUCACUAUACAAAGGAACUUUGGGUGUAAUCAAGUUCAUAAUACGAGCAGGUACUGGUGGUUCUUCGGGGGCGGUGGGUGGCGCUGUCUCUGCCAUGAGGAAAAGAGAAGUCAGCCCUGAGUUGGUCGCCAAGUCGAUGAUGGAAGGCCUUCUCACAGGAGCUUUUGGAGGUGCUUCCACCCACGUAGCUAGAAAUGUUUCCAAGCUUUUCACUGAUGGCACGGUGAAAGCGGCUACGAGAGUCGCAUUUAAAACAGGCACGGAAACUGUGAAGGAAGCUUGGAAGACAGAAGACAGAGAGGAGACAGAAAAUGGUCUGUUGGAUCGACUCCUUAAUGCAGCAAGAGUCUAUUGCUUCCACUCAGGAAUGUGCUAGAAAUGCUGCCAAGAGCUAUACAAAUUGAACCAGAUCCCAACAGUGCUAAUUUUGAAGAAGACUUGUUUCACCCUUCGAAGGAAAAUGAGGAAAGGGA
This is a messenger RNA of Darwinula stevensoni, 919 nucleotides long. NCBI's taxonomy places the organism in Eukaryota, Metazoa, Arthropoda, Ostracoda, Podocopida, Darwinulidae. The record is from the annotation of a GenBank genome assembly.